Messenger RNA from Pseudonaja textilis, 1371 nucleotides. Lineage: Eukaryota; Metazoa; Chordata; Lepidosauria; Squamata; Elapidae. The record is from RefSeq and is a predicted model, not a curated record.
CUGCUCUCUGGCUCCCGACAGGUGGGCUACAGUGCCCAGGACCUCAAAGGGCUGACUGUGGAGCACACCAUCGAUUCGUUCCAGGAAGGACAGACGGUGGUCCUGACCCUCAAAGACAAAGGUGUCUUGGAGGAGGAAGGUGGCGACGUACUGGUGAACGUCAACAUGGUGGACAGGGAGAAGGCCAAGAAGAACGUGGAGCUGCGCAAGAAGAAACCGGAGUACAAACCCUACGAAGAAGAGGAGAGCGUGGACGACAUGGUGGUCUUCAAGCACAAAGGCGUCCUCUCCAAGUACGACGAAGAGAUCGAAGGGGAGAGGAAGAAGUCCUUCAAGCUGGAUGCGGUGGGCAUGGCGGACGGCUCCCGGGAACGGGAGCUCCAGGACAUCCGGGACAGCCUGCAGAUUCGGGCCCAGUCGCUGGACCUGCCCAACCUCCACCUGGCCUCGGAGUACUACAGCCCCGAAGAGAUGACCACUUUCAAGAAGACGAAGCGACGGGUGAAGAAGAUACGUAAGAAGGAAAAGCCCGUGAAGGCCGAGGACCUGCUGUCCUUUGGCAUCGAGAGCAGCGAGCAGGAUUUCGGGUCCAGGACCCGGGGCCGGGGUAAACGGCGAGUGCCUGUGAAAGAGGAAGAAGAGGAGAAGGAGGAAGAGGAGGAGGGAUCCCUGGUCACCACCAGCAGAAACGGAGCAGGAGAGCAGCUGAUCCAGUCAGACGACAUCCGUGUGGAAAAAAUGGAGAUCAGCAGUGAGGAUGAGGAUGCCAUGGAGGACCCCGACUCUCCCCCUGUCCUGGAGGAAGAUGAGGCCGAGAUGGAGCUGCAGAAACAGCUGGAGAAAGGCCGGAAGCUGAGGCAGAUCCAGCAGUUGAAGGACAGCGGUGAAAAGGUGAUUGAAAUUGUGCGGACCCUGGGGCGCAGCCGGAGCCAGGAGGACGACGCUGAGCUCGAGAAGAAGGGGGCCAUUGUCUUUAACGCCACCUCCGAAUUCUGCCGCACACUCGGGGAGAUCCCCACCUACGGGCUGGCCGGGAACCGGGAGGAGCAGGAAGAACUUCUGGACUUUGAACGCGACGACGAGAGGUCAGCCACCGGCGGCUCCGACUCGGAUGGCGAGGAGAACAUUGGUUGGAGCAUGGUCAACCUGGAUGAAGAGAAGCACCAGCAGGAUUUCUCCACCUCGUCCACCACCAUCCUGGAUGAGGAGCCCAUCGUCAACCGGGGACUGGCCGCCGCCUUGAUGCUGUGCCAGAACAAAGGCUUGCUGGAGACCACGGUGCAGAAGGUGGCACGGGUGAAGGCGCCCAACAAGUCGCUGCCCUCGGCCGUUUAUUGCAUUGAGGACAAGAUGUAAGUGGGCAGAGAGAGA